AUGAGUGUGUUUAUUGAAACAAGUCUUGGGAAUGUUGUAAUUGACUUAUUCACAGAAGAUAAUCCAGUAGGAUGUUAUAAUUUUAUUAAACUGUGUAAAAUUGAAUAUUAUCUUCAUUGUAUCAUUUAUCGAGUAAUCAAAGAUUAUGCAAUUCAAUUUGGAGACAUAACAAUGGGAAAAGGAGGAAAUUCAUUUGAAGGAGUUAUGGAAGGGAUUGAACAUAAGUACAUUGUAUGUCAACCAAAAACAAAAAGAAAGAAUGAUAAGAAAGGAAUUGUAGGGUUUGUUACACAUGGUAAGAAUACAAUUGGAUCAGAAGUGUACAUCACCACAGGGAAUGGAAUGAGUGGAAUAAACGGAAUAGCAAUAGGACAAAUUGAAGAAGGGAUGGAAGUGAUAGAAGAAAUUAACAAAGUUAAUGUAGAUGAGAAUUAUCGACCAUACCAAAACAUCAGAAUCAUUAGUAUUGAAAUAUUUGAAGACCCUUAUGACGAUCCAAAAGGAUUUGUUAAACCAAAAGCACCAGAACUUAUACUUGAUGACCAUCCAGAAAUCAAUGAAAUGAUAGAAAAAAUUGACUCUGAUACAGAAAAGAAAAUCAAAGAAAACGAAGCAAAGAGUCGAGCAGAAGUUCUUGAAAUGAUAGGGGAUUUACCAUUUGCAGAAAUCAAACCACCAGAAAAUGUGUUAUUCAUUUGUAAAAUGAAUCCAAUCACAAAUGAAGAAGACUUAGAAGAAAUAUUCAGAAAGUAUGGUAAGAUUAGAAGUGUUGAAAUCAUCAGAGACAGGAAAACCAAGAAAUCACUAGGAUAUGGGUUUAUUGAAUUUGAAACAAAAGAAGGGUGUGAAAAUGCAUAUCAAAAGAUGGAUAAUGUCAUUAUUGACGAACGUAGAAUUCAUGUUGAUUUUUCACAAUCAAUCGGAAAAUAUGGAAUCCAAUACGAUUUCAUUCAUAAACACAAUAAAUGGAUUAAAGUAAAAGAGAAUGACAUUCGUAAGAGAGAUGGAAAGAGACAUAAUGAAGAACCAAAAGAAAAAAGAAGAUUCGAUAAAUAA
Entamoeba dispar SAW760 is the source of this 1056-nucleotide messenger RNA. RefSeq lists its product as uncharacterized. Gene Ontology annotation, molecular function: peptidyl-prolyl cis-trans isomerase activity; RNA binding. Lineage: Eukaryota; Evosea; Mastigamoebida; Endamoebidae. Gene Ontology annotation, cellular component: nucleus. Gene Ontology annotation, biological process: protein peptidyl-prolyl isomerization. The transcript has a single exon. The coding region runs from base 1 to 1056 and encodes 351 amino acids. The record is from RefSeq and is a predicted model, not a curated record.